AUGGAUUACUAUGCAAUUAGCCUGUUUCUAAUUCUCUUUGUUGCUUGUGGAUAUGCUGAUGAAUUCCUAUUUGAUCAAAACUACUAUCCUCAGUGGGGUGGUGAUCAUCUUUCUGUUCUUGAUCAGGGAAGGGUAGUCCAACUGCUAAUAGACGAACACUCAGGAGCUGGAUUCUGUUCAAAGCACAAUUUUGGGUCUGGAUACUUUCGAAUGAUGAUGAAAUUACCUAGCAAUCAUUCUCAAGGAAUCAUCACAACUUUCUACUUAAUUUCGACCCCAGUAGGUGGACAAGCAACAAACCACGAUGAGUUUGAUUUUGAGUUCUUGGGAGGCCAUAAUCCAAUGGCUUACACAUUGAAUACCAAUGUGUUUGCAAAUGAUAACGGACAUAGGGAGCAACAGUUUCGUCUUUGGUUUGAUCCUACAGCAGAUUUUCACAAAUAUGAACUUUUUUGGAACCAGUACCACAUAGUGUUCUUUAUAGACGGGACGCCUAUCAGAGUGUUCAAAAACAACACCAAUAUAGGAGUGAGUUAUCCAUCAAACUCCAUGCACAUAGAAGCAAGCAUAUGGAAUAGCACUGAAUGGCAAGGACCGGUUGACUGGAGUCAAGGGCCCUUCGUCGCUCAUUAUCGAGGAUUUUCAAUUGAUGGAUGCAACUACGACACUCCUAAUCCUGAAGCAUGCCAUUAUUGGAAUGCAGAUAAAGAUCGGAACCUCAGUCCUGAACAACAAAGAAGAUAUCGAGAUGUUAGAAAGAAUUACAUGGUUUAUGACUACUGUUCCAACAACCCAAAAAAUUUCGCAGAGUGCUUAGUUGAUUUCCCAACAGAAGAGCGAAUUCAAGAUGAUAUGAAUAACAUGGGGUUUGAUUCCUCAUCCAAUUCAGGUGGGAUGAGAACCUCCACACUUAGAAAAGGUGCAGCCACCUUUUUUCCAAGUGCAAGAGAUGCAUUUGGAUACAUACAUGAAGAGAUUAACACAUGA
This is a messenger RNA of Fraxinus pennsylvanica, 987 nucleotides long. The record is from the annotation of a GenBank genome assembly. Lineage: Eukaryota; Viridiplantae; Streptophyta; Magnoliopsida; Lamiales; Oleaceae.